AUGACCCAGUGGGUUCUCCUGGUGCUGACCUUCCUGAUCUUGGGCAGGGGCCCGCUUGUCCCAGCAACCCCUGUCCCAGCCUUGCAACUCCUCCCGCAGAGCUUCGCCCAGGGCACUCCUGACCCUGUGGCCUCGACGAACUCCUCCAGCGCCCUCUCGGGUCAUCUCCGCCCUGGCCCCCGCCCUGGCGCCCACAUCACCCUCUCGCUGGAUGUCCCCAUGGGCCUCCUGCAGAUCUUACUGGAACAGGCCCGGGCCAGGGCCACGAGGGAGCAGGCUGCUGCCAACGCUCACAUCCUGGCCCAUGUGGGCCGCCGCUGA
Messenger RNA from Sorex araneus (European shrew), 321 nucleotides. It is a transcript of the gene UCN2, whose product is annotated as urocortin 2. Gene Ontology annotation, cellular component: extracellular region. Gene Ontology annotation, biological process: adenylate cyclase-activating G protein-coupled receptor signaling pathway; digestion; hormone-mediated signaling pathway. Gene Ontology annotation, molecular function: corticotropin-releasing hormone receptor 2 binding; hormone activity. The record is from RefSeq and is a predicted model, not a curated record. The coding region runs from base 1 to 321 and encodes 106 amino acids. The transcript has a single exon. NCBI's taxonomy places the organism in Eukaryota, Metazoa, Chordata, Mammalia, Eulipotyphla, Soricidae.